This is a messenger RNA of Chaetomium globosum CBS 148.51, 951 nucleotides long. RefSeq lists its product as uncharacterized. The transcript has a single exon. NCBI's taxonomy places the organism in Eukaryota, Fungi, Ascomycota, Sordariomycetes, Sordariales, Chaetomiaceae. Bases 1 to 951 code for a protein of 316 amino acids. The record is from RefSeq and is a predicted model, not a curated record.
AUGGCUAGACCCGCGGCAGCCACGCCUGGCUCGGCGGCCUCCGCGAAUGCAACCGGCCCGUACAGUCAUCUUACUGAGCAUCAAAUGCAGCUGAUGAAUGAAGAGUUGAAAGCGGCCGAGGAGAAAUACCAACCCCGGUUUGCAGAAGCCAACCAAAUCGCGGACGAAAACGCACGGCGGGCUAGAGUCGAGGGUUUGCGUAACAGCUUUGGCACCAAGCAAUCCAUGAUCCGCAAGAAAUACGGCGUGCGGCUGCGCGAGAGGCGGACGAAAGCCGAAAUCUUUGCAGAACGAGAACGCCUGGGCCUCAAAAAGGCCGAGAAGGAGAAGGAAAGAGAGAAAGCGAGGGGGCCGGCCGGCACGCAAACGCAUAAUGCCAGCCCACUGGCUCACCCAGAUUUCGCUUCGCGCGCUGCAGCUGGCAGUGGGUGGACCGCCGCGAACACCCCACGGACGAGCUCCUGGGAGGGACCCAGUGCCAAGCGCCAGCGAACGGACGAGGAUGGUGGCUACCAGACGCCAUAUAAAUCUUUGGCGGACGAGACACCAACACACAAGACUCUAUCGGCGUCUCUACUCGGGAACGGUUCGGCAGGCUCGUCCGCCGUUGCUGCCACCCACGACCCGACCACCCCACAAAGCUCUCGGCCUGCGGCAGUCUACGAACAAGCCGGCGCGCGAGUCGAGAUCCACGAGCCAUCCAAGGCCAGCAACUCUUUGGGUGGGCCAGACCCAUCUGGCGCGACUUCCGAAUCCGCCACCCCGGACGGUUCAGAGCCCGGCGCCAACGAUCACGGCCCAAACAGAGGCUUCCAGGUCCCAACCGCCGUUGUUAUCGACGAUGACUCGUCAUCCGAUGACGACGGCGACGAAGAUAUCCCCUCGACGCUGCCCGCCCACGUGCGUAAGGGUCUAGCGUCGGGUAGCACCUCGCGCUUGCAGACUCCCUAG